AUGGGAAAGAGAAAGGCUUCUGUCGACCAUUCAUCAUCUUCUCGCCAUGUCAAGGUUGAAAUAGUAGAAAAACAGCUCGAUGUUGAGACACCUUAUUUAGCUACAUUUCCCGGCACAAAGCCAUCUUCUGACAUGAGCUUCACUGCUUAUAAAAACGGCGAUGUCAACCCUUCUUCCAAAAAGGCAUAUCAACGUAUCGUUUCAGGCGAAACAGAUAAAGUCAGCUUCAAGGCAUCCAACUUUGGUGCUGAUGCUGUACGCAAUGUUCAGUGCAAAUAUAUUGUCGGUGUCUACUCUAAAAAGAGCAACACAUUGAAUAUCGCCAAUGCACCUAUUAUGAAAAUGUCACGAACCGUCAAGGCAUUGAGCUCUGAUAUGACAGCCAACAACACCAUCGCCAGAGGACAAAUCGCUCGUGCUGCACUUGGUUUAGCAUUUGGUACCGCCAAGGCUAAAUCUCAAUUGAAGAGUGAUGAACGUAACUUGGUUACCGGUGAUGAUUUGAUGGAGGAGAUGAAUACUUUACAUUCUGAAAUUGGUAAAGCAACUGCCAACAUACCAAAGAAGAGCGAGAUGAAGAAAUCAAUGGAGUUAUCUUUACCUGUACCUGAUCACAACAUGGAUGCCGAAUCUCCUGACGAUGUGUACGAUAUCUCAUCCAUUGUCACUGAUGAAGAGCUUCAAACUUUGAACUAUAAGGAAUUGUUGAAGGAAACAUCUUUGGAGGGUGUCAAGAGCUUGUUGGCUUACCAUGAUUCCAAGUUUGUCAAUGAUCGCCUUAUGUCGAUUUUAGGUUCUUCUGGAAAGAAGGAUCGUAAAAGAGUCCGUACUCUCAUGUAUAUCAACUUACUCAUGGCUUACUAUGCUCGUGUUCGCCCCAGUGAUUUGAAAAAUCGUAGAAAGGUGGAAGCGGCUUUGAAGACCCCCUCACCCUUGGUUCUCGAUAAACUCGCUGAUAGAUACACCGAAGCCAACUUCCGUACGCCUAUGAUGGCUGAUAAAAUUCUCUUAUACAUGUUUACCCUCAUUCUCUCAAUUUCUGGAUACAGCGUACUCAUUGACGAUAUUGGCAAGGAUCUCUUACUCAAACCCGCAAAGGUUGCAUCACUAUUCAGAAGUUUAGGGUGUAAGGUGGAUAAGGCUAGUGCAGAGGAAUGUCGUGAAACUGGCAACAAACAAGCCAAGAAGGCAACUUUAGUUGUGCCUUUGAAGUUUCCCGAAGUCAGAACUGGUGUUAGCCGUCGUUAA
Mucor velutinosus is the source of this 1248-nucleotide messenger RNA. RefSeq lists its product as uncharacterized. Bases 1 to 1248 code for a protein of 415 amino acids. The record is from RefSeq and is a predicted model, not a curated record. The transcript is spliced from 4 exons. Gene Ontology annotation, molecular function: DNA binding. Gene Ontology annotation, cellular component: RNA polymerase I complex. NCBI's taxonomy places the organism in Eukaryota, Fungi, Mucoromycota, Mucoromycetes, Mucorales, Mucoraceae. Gene Ontology annotation, biological process: DNA-templated transcription; transcription elongation by RNA polymerase I; RNA polymerase I preinitiation complex assembly.